AUACAUCUUAAAAUGACUGAGAUUAAAAAGGAUGGUUACCUACAAGUAAAAGAAGAUGGAUUACGUGCUUGGAUAUGGUCCAAGAGAUAUGUAGUCUUACGAGAACAGACAAUUACUUUUCAUAGAAAUGAACAAACAGGCCAAUGUGUUGCACUUGUAUUCCUGAAAGAAAUAACAGCAGUGACAAGAUUGGAAUUAAAACCUUAUUGUUUUGAACUGGGUACAAAAUCAAAAUCUUAUUAUAUCGCAUGUAAAAAUGACGAAGAAUUGUAUUCUUGGAUGGAUGAGAUCUAUAAUCGCUCUCUCUUGGGCGCAUCAGGCCCAACUAACUUUGUACACAAAGUACACGUCGGCUUUGAUCCUAUCACGGGUGACUUUACAGGAUUACCUGAUCAAUGGAAUGCGUUAUUAAAGGGUUCAAAAAUUACACCAGAAGAUGCCGCAAAGAAUCCUCAAGCCGUAUUGGAAGCACUCGAAUUCUAUACAGAGCAAACGAGAUUAGACAAUAAGUCGGAAUGGAAAAAUGAUAACCUAAUUUCGAGUAAAUCAACUCCUGCGCCUGGUUACAUACGCCAACCUCCACCAAAACCCAAUCCGUCAAAAAAGGUUAGCCCGGAUCCAUUCAGCAAUGGGAUCGUAGUUGAGACAAACAAACCUGACGGAACAAACAAACCAAAACUAUUAGAUGCCUCAGGUUCAUUACCCAGAAAGCAUAAUAAUAAUACAUCUCGUAUGCCCAAGAUAUCAGCCGAAAGAAAUUUACGUUUUGAAAGAGAAAAGGAAAAGUUAAAGGAGGUCGCUGCUGCUUUAGAUCGCGAUCGAAACUUGAUGCGCUGCUUGGGUCAGCCUCUAAAGCCACCCACCCCUCAACAUCAAGCAUCAACCCCCGUACGCUCAAAUCGAUCUUCUCUUACCUUGGUUGACAAGCCUGUUCAGAAAAAGAAGGAGCAAAGAAUUAGUACGAUGUCAGAUACCCAAAUCUUGGAGAAACUAAGGUCUGUCGUAAACGCAGGUGAUCCAAAUUCACUCUACAUUAGAUCGAAGCGAAUAGGACAAGGUGCCUCGGGCUCUGUCUAUUUAGCUUACCAUAUGAGCACAGAUACCAAGGUAGCCAUUAAGCGAAUGGAUUUGUCCAAGCAAUCCAGAUUAGACUUGAUAGUCAACGAGAUCAUGAUUAUGAAAGAAUCACAUCACAAGAACAUUGUCAACUUUCUUAACGCUUAUUUGGUUCAAAAUGACUUGUGGGUUGUUAUGGAGUAUAUGGAAGGCGGCCCCUUGACAGAUGUGAUUGAAAAUAAUACCAUGACUGAGCAACAAAUAGCUACUGUGUGUUAUGAGACUGCAAAGGGACUCGAACAUCUGCACUCACAGAAAAUCAUUCAUCGUGAUAUUAAGUCGGACAAUGUUCUAUUAAACUUUCAAGGCCAAGUCAAGAUAAGUGACUUCGGAUAUUGUGCCAAACUGACAGAUCAAAAGAAUAAGAGAGCGACGAUGGUGGGUACACCUUAUUGGAUGGCACCUGAAGUAGUCAAGCAAAAGGAAUACGGUGCCAAAGUUGAUAUUUGGUCCUUGGGUAUCAUGGCUAUUGAAAUGAUCGAAAAUGAACCACCUUACUUGGACGAAGAGCCGCUCAAGGCACUCUACCUUAUCGCUACGAACGGAACACCUACCUUAAAGAGCCCAGAAAGAUUGUCUGCUGAACUGAGGAACUACUUGGCUGUAUGUUUGUGUGUGGAUGUAAAAUCAAGAGCUACUGCUGCUGAGUUGUUACAGCAUGAAUUCUUAAAGAAAGCUGGUCCUGUGGAGAUGAUCUUGCCAUCUCUUUUAAAGUUUAAA
Rhizopus microsporus ATCC 52813 is the source of this 1836-nucleotide messenger RNA. Its product is annotated as Pkinase-domain-containing protein. Gene Ontology annotation, molecular function: ATP binding; protein serine/threonine kinase activity. The transcript has 10 exons. The annotation marks the transcript as partial. Gene Ontology annotation, biological process: intracellular signal transduction; regulation of MAPK cascade; protein phosphorylation. Gene Ontology annotation, cellular component: cytoplasm. The record is from RefSeq and is a predicted model, not a curated record. NCBI's taxonomy places the organism in Eukaryota, Fungi, Mucoromycota, Mucoromycetes, Mucorales, Rhizopodaceae.